Messenger RNA from Chaetomium globosum CBS 148.51, 654 nucleotides. RefSeq lists its product as uncharacterized. The coding region runs from base 1 to 654 and encodes 217 amino acids. NCBI's taxonomy places the organism in Eukaryota, Fungi, Ascomycota, Sordariomycetes, Sordariales, Chaetomiaceae. The transcript is spliced from 3 exons. The record is from RefSeq and is a predicted model, not a curated record.
AUGAAGGAGAAACAUGAGUGGAUGUUGUACGAAAAUGAACGCAUGUGGCUGCCAAGCCAAGCCGCCAUCGAGAUUGUCGGCCAUACGGCAGCUGGAUUGGUCCUGGAGCUCCGACGAGGGCCCGAAAAUGCACGAAUGGUGGAACUUGGGCAAAAAUUGUUGGUGGUUCUCAGAAAUUUGGGGCUAUCAGAGGACGAACAAGCCAGAGAAGCCCAAUUAUAUGAAUAUCACACGAUGGCUGCACGGUUCUCGCUGGAUACCCCAGGUGCUUGCAGCGCAUACGGGAGGAAGCCUCUCGCAGGAGCUGAACAGUCGCGACUGUGGAAGAAAUUGCGUUCGCCUUACCGAUCGAGGGGCGGCUUGGAGGGCUGUAACCCGCCGUGGAGAGAAGACGGAGAUCGUGUAACGGCAACAGGAUGGCUCAGGGUGAUAUUCUGCCUUAGGGUUCCUCCCAUUGGCGAGGCGAAACGAAACAUGCCGUCAUGCUCAAGCCGUUGCGCCACGGAUCUUCCAAGAGAAGCUGCUGCGUUACCAUCGCAGUCGGUGCGGGGUGUUGGCCCCGCGAGCCCCGCUCCCACGACUGUGUAUGCAAGCACUCUGCAGAUGGAUGUAACUUGGACAAGGACUUUCGUGGCCAGCGCGGAGAGUCGGUGA